UCGUUUGCUUUACAUCAAAAACGCUCUACGUUAAACAUGUUAUCAGCACAAGACUCUUUUUAUUUUAUUUUUCUCGAAGAUGAGAAGGCCCGACGGUUUCAGAUGCACACCGCAGAUGACACUUGAGGAUAAAAUUUGCUAACUGAGAUCAACGAGCAGCUUUCAGUGCUUCCACUGGCACGACACGCGUAGGCAUCGUCAUGCUCAACAACACGAACACAAAGGAUGGAGAAGGCACGACGCUUUCAGAUGCACACCGCAGAUGACAUUCGAUCGACAUCACGCGGCUUCGUCCGGAUCUCGAUCGGCCGGUGUCCGCCGUGGUCAGUACAGUAAGGCAGGCAUGGCGUCCGAGGUGACCGGGCUCGCCGUGGUCUCGGCCGCCGCGUCCGUGGCCCUGGCCUACGCUCGUCUCGCCACCUCGCGGCUGGGCCCCGGCAUCCCCCGCCUCGCGGCGCUCCUCCCGGUGCUCCUACUCCUCCCAGUCCUCCCCUUCGCCUUCUCCUCCAUCCACCUCCGCACCAUCUCCGCCUUCUUCCUCGUCUGGCUCUGCGGCUUCAAGCUCCUCCUCCUCGCCGCGGGACACGGGCCGCUCCACCCCACCCUCCCGCUCGUGCGCUUCGUCGCGUGCGCCGCGCUGCCCGUCAAGGUCCGGGACGAGACCGAGAACGAGAAGCAGCAGCAGCAGCAGCAGGCAUCCCGCUCCUCUCUCCCUUCCGGAUUCCUGCUGUCGUACGCGGCCAAGGCGGCGCUCUUCUCCGCGCUCGUCUCCGUCCGGUGCUACAGGGCGCGGAUGCCCGCGUACGCCGUGCCCGUGUUCGACGGCGCGCACGUGUACCUGAUGCUGGAGCUCUUCCUCGCGUCCGCCGCGGCGCUCGCCCGCGCGCUGCUGGGCGCGGAGCUGGAGCCGCAGUUCGACCGGCCGUACCUCGCCUCCUCCCUCGGCGACUUCUGGGGCCGGCGGUGGAACCUCAUGGUCCCCGGCGUGCUCCGGCCCUGCGUGUACCGCCCCGUGCGCGCCCGCUUCGGCGCCGCGGCGGGCGUGCUCGCGGCGUUCCUCGUGUCCGGGGCCAUGCACGAGGUCAUGUUCUACUACAUCACGCUGGAGCCCGGCACCGGGGAGGUGACCGCCUUCUUCGCGCUGCACGGCGCGUGCGCGGUGGCCGAGCGGUGGAUGGCGCGGCAGCAGGGCGGCGCGUGGCGGCCGCCGCGGCCCGUCGCGACGGCGCUGACGCUGGCGUUCGUGACGGGGACCGGGUCGUGGCUCUUCUUCGCGCCCGUGAUCCGGAGCGGGCUGGACAAGGCCAUUAUCGCGGAGUGCGAGGGGAUGCUGGCGUUCUUGGAGCGGGCUGGCCGGAAUCUAGCCGCGACGGCACAUUUGGUUUGAACCUCUGUUAAGAUAGUGCUGUACUGGUACAUGUAACAUAACAUGUUGUAACGCCCAUUUGGUUGUCUGCAGAGAUUGCACAAUUAACAGCGCUUUUGUACUACUGUCGAUCCAGUGUUAAAAGAAAAUGUUUGUAUGCUGU
Messenger RNA from Sorghum bicolor (sorghum), 1529 nucleotides. RefSeq names its product probable long-chain-alcohol O-fatty-acyltransferase 5. The coding region runs from base 263 to 1387 and encodes 374 amino acids. Gene Ontology annotation, biological process: lipid metabolic process. The transcript has 2 exons. The record is from RefSeq and is a predicted model, not a curated record. NCBI's taxonomy places the organism in Eukaryota, Viridiplantae, Streptophyta, Magnoliopsida, Poales, Poaceae.